Molecule: messenger RNA, 2481 nt
Organism: Orycteropus afer afer
Lineage: Eukaryota; Metazoa; Chordata; Mammalia; Tubulidentata; Orycteropodidae
Source: RefSeq, a predicted model, not a curated record
AUGGGGACCGGCCCAGGACCCAUUCACCUGCUGGAGCUGUGUGAGCAGAAGCUCAUGGAGUUUGUGUGCAACGUGGACAACAAGGACAUGGUAUGGCUGGAGGAGAUCGAGGAGGAGGCGGAACGCAUGUUUACCAGAGAAUUCAGCAAAGAGCCCGAGCUGAUGCCCAAAACGCCUUCUCAGAAGAACCGAAGGAAGAAGAGACGGGUGUCUUCUAUUCAGGAUGAGAACAGAGACCCAAUUCGGAAAAGGUUGUCCCGCAGGAGGACGCGGAGCAGCCAGCUGGGCUCCCGGCACCUCCGCAGCAGGGACAAGCUGGAGAAGCUGGCCACGGUGGUCGGAGAAAAUGGCUCCGUCCUGCGGCGGGUGACCCGUGCUACCGCUGCUGCCAUGGCGACCGCACCCUCGGCGGCUCCCUCACCUGCUCCCGAGUCCCCCGCGGCACCGACCAAGAAGCCUGCGAGCAGCCCUGCCCAGAGCGAGCUGGUGCCUUUGGUGGCGAUCGGCGUCGGGGAGCGCCAGAGUGCCGAGCAGCACCUCACCCAGCUCCAGUCUGCCCAGGCUCCGUCGCAGGCUCCUGCCUCUCAGGGUACCCCGGCCUCGCACGGGGACUCGACGCCCAAGAAGUCAGAGGCCGAGAGACUGGAGUCUGUUACUGUGAGCUCCCUGAUGGCGACCCCCCAGGGCCCCAAGGGCCAAGGGGCCGGGGCAGGACGAUCCGCGUCCAAGCUCAGGAUCGCACAGGCCUCCGCCAUCCCGCCCGACUCGCCUGGCUCUCCGGACUCUCCGUGGCAGAAGCGGGUGCUGGCUCCCAUCCUGCCAGAUAACUUCUCCACGCCAGCGGGCUCCCGCCCGAACCUGCGGUCCGUGCGCUGCAGCCUGAUCGCCCCAGGUCCCCAGGCCUUGCUGGCCCAUAAGGACCCCCUGGAGGCUAAGCCAGAGGACGCCGUCCGCAGGUCUAGCAGAAGGAUUGCCAACAAGGCUGCCAGGGAACCCGCUGCCUCCUCCCGUAUCAUCUGUCACAGUUACCUGGAGAGGCUCCUGAAUGUCGAGGUGCCCCAGAAAGUCAUCCCUGAGCAGAGGGAGCCCAGCAAGGAGAAGCCUCUGGCGGCUGCGGAGCUGGAGGUCCCCAAGAACAAAGAGAAGACCUCCUGGCCCCGUGAUGCCACCAAGAUCGCCGUUAGCACAUCUGGCUCACAGCCUGCAGCCAGCGGCCAGGAGUCAUCCUCGGAAAGGCAACAUGAGCCCAAGACUGACCGGACUGACGGGCCCAAGGAGCCACCCCAGAGUGUCAGGAGGAAACGCAGCUACAAGCAGGCAGUGAGUGAGCUGGACGAGGAGCGGCCCCUGGAGGAUGAGGAGCUGCAGCCCCCCAGGAGCAAGACGCCCUCCCCACCCUGUCCAGCCAGCAAGGUGGUACGGCCUCUGCGGACCUUCCUACACACUGUGCAGAAGAACCAGAUGCUCAUGACCCCGACCUCCACAUCCCGCAGCAGCGUCAUGAAGUCCUUCAUCAAACGGAACACUCCCCUGCGCGUCGAUCCCAAGUGCAGCUUUGUCGAGAAGGAGCGGCAGCGCCUGGAGAACCUGCGGCGGAAGGAGGAGGCAGAGCAGCUCCGCAGACAGAAGGUGGAGGAGGACAAGCGGCGGCGGCUGGAGGAGGUGAAGCUAAAGCGCGAGGAGCGCCUCCGCAAGGUGCUGCAGGCCCGGGAGCGGGUGGAGCAGCUGAAGGAGGAGAAGAAGAAGCAGAUUGAGCAGAAGUUUGCUCAGAUCGACGAGAAGACUGAGAAGGCCAAGGAGGAGCGGCUGGCGGAGGAGAAGGCCAAGAAAAAGGCCGCGGCCAAGAAGAUGGAGGAGGUCGAGGCUCGCAGGAAGCAGGAGGAGGAGGCUCGGAGGCUCAAAUGGCUGCAGCAGACUGUUCGCCACGGAGAACGGGAUGCUCAGGAGAAGGCCCUGCGUCUGCAGAAGGAGCGCCUGCAGAGGGAGCUGGAGGAGAAGAAGCACAAGGAAGAGCAGCAGCGCCUGGCCGAGCAGCGGCUGCAGGAGGAACAGGAGAAGAAAGCCAAGGAGGCCGCGGCGUCCAGCAAGGGCCCGAAUGUGACUGCGGACGUGCAGUCUCCAGUUUGUACCUCUUACCAAAUGACUCCACAAGGGCACAGGGGGCCCCCCAAGAUCAACCCAGAUAACUACGGGAUGGAUCUGAACAGCGAUGACUCCACCGAUGACGAGGCCAACCCCCGGAAGCCCAUCCCUGCCUGGGCCAGCGGCACCCAGCUCAGCCAGGCCAUCAUCCACCAGUACUACCACCCUCCAAACCUCCUUGAGCUCUUUGGGACCAUUCUUCCACUGGACUUGGAGGACAUCUUCAAGAAGAGCAAGCCCCGCUACCACAAACGUACCAGUUCUGCCGUCUGGAACUCACCGCCCCUGCAGGGCUCCCGGGUCCCUGGCAGCCUGACCUACAACCUGAAGAAGUACUGA